AGCAGCUAGCACUGAAAGACGAAGAAGUCCAGCACGGAGGUGGGAGGAAUCGCCAUGAAUCAGCUUCGAUGAAUACCUCAACAUGAAUGAAAUUAACAUGAAGAUUGUGCUCAUGGCGUUGACCUGCAUUUUGGUUAUGCAUGGACCGAGAGCUGACAGCCCUGACGUUGCAGAACUCAUCGUCAAGCUUUGCUCACUGAACCACCAAGUGAGACUAGAUGCAGUGACUUGCAUUGGAACGGCAACUGACUCGAAGUUCCCCAAUAACUUGGCCAAAUGUGCUCGGGACACCUUGGGACGGGAGCACCCGCUUCAAGACUUCGGUCUGACCACAAUGUGCAGUGAGGUCAGCAUGAAAAAGGCGGAUGCAGUAAAGGCAGCAGUUCCUCAAGCAGCGAGAACGGUGCUAAAUUGUGCCCUGUCCUACUCCCGCGUCAAGACCUCACAAAUCAAGCGAUUGGUCAAGGCAUGUGUCGACUCAACAGACAAGGUGUCCACGUAACACAUCAACGAUCACGUGCCAUCUCCACGAAGCCUCACAAUGCAUCUCUCUCCAGAGCUGAGUUUCCAAAAAAAAGAAAAAACGAAAUCACCGUUGAUACAAGGGCACCAUCUUUGUCGGCAACAGGAAGACGUUCUUCGCGAAAGUUGAAAUGCCGCGCAGAUCGUAUACGCGCUUGGAAUUUGUGCACUUCAAAUUCUCUCUGCAGCCUGUAUACACUUAACUGUACAGUAUGUGCGCUUCGUCUGCGUGAGGAACAUUCUCUUCCGGCGCAAAUGAAAGCUGCGUGAUGUAGCGACGUGACUUGGCGUAACCAAGUCACUGGCGAAGUAGCGUUCAAUAUUGCCCAGUAUGCAAUUUAUAAUAGUUGCCAUAAAAAAUAUAUAUAGA
Messenger RNA from Ornithodoros turicata, 892 nucleotides. RefSeq lists its product as uncharacterized. The transcript has 6 exons. NCBI's taxonomy places the organism in Eukaryota, Metazoa, Arthropoda, Arachnida, Ixodida, Argasidae. Bases 83 to 502 code for a protein of 139 amino acids. The record is from RefSeq and is a predicted model, not a curated record.